UUCAUUCAAUGGGGGACGUGGUUUCAGCUACCGUUUGUCCCGGGUUUCGAUAUUUGCGCUCAUUGCUACUAUACUCAUAUUCACAAAUCUCAGUUUGGACACUACUUUUCACAAGCCGAGAAGGAGCACAAUGUGGAGAAGAGCUGUGACUUCCAUACACCACGCAUGCAGGAGUUGUGGGCCGUAGCGCUACGGACGCAAAGCUUUGAGCAAGUCGCGCACUAUAUGGAAAGGAGGAUUCGGAUACCGAAUUGCAAAGGGGAUGAGGCCGGUGUUUGUGAGAAUUGGUGGGGAGUACCGUCAGAGAUACCGAAUUUUGCUAUCUGCGAAGCCUGUUACAAUGAUAUUGUCUCCGCGUCACCUUUCGCAGGCUGGUUCGUUCGCCUUGAUCGCCCAAAGGGUAACGAAACCAUGUGCGAUCUGGCUGUGCCGGGUCUUAAAAAGAGGUUCCUCCAAUUCAUUGAUCCAGAAUCUCCAACGCAAUGGAAUGACUUUCUCAGAAGUGCCACUUAUCGGAUCACUGAGGUCCCAAAGUGCGUUGGAACCUCAUCUGUUGGUGGGCCUAGGAAUUGGUGGACGACCGAGAAACCUAUAAAUGGGUUUGUGAUCUGUGAAGCGUGCUAUCUGGACGAAAUUGAGCUUUCUCCAUGGCGUAAAAAAUUCAUUCCAACCCCAACUAAACAACCGCGAUCGGAGAAGUGGAGUUGCAAAUUUACUAUGGUUGGGGUUGCGCUUGCUUGGGAGGUUUCAUUGUCGAACACUGUGAAGAAUUUUGAUCACUUCUGGCACUGCGCCGAUGCCACCAGCCGAUUGUCCCAGUGCGAGGGUGCGGUUCUUGAUGGUGCUCAAUGGUAUAAAAUGUCAGGCGUUGACAACUUUACCGUCUGUCCUACAUGCUUCUACACAAUAAUUGCCGCGGCCAGCUUUGGGCGCCAUUUCUACAUUGACCAGUAUCCCCCGGGCGCUCCCACUUGCUGCGAUAUGGGGCCCGGUUCGCCCAGGCACAAACGACUCCUCGCGAAAUUGAGAGAGUCGUUGGACCUCAAAGACUUUUCCAAAUUCAAGGAAUUCGCAUACAAGCGGUCCCUCUUGCCCCCAUGCCCCGGCGACACAGGCGUGAAGGGGCGGAGAUGGUACGGUACGGACUCCUUCAUCGUGUGCGAAGAGUGCUAUGCCGAUGUGGUUGAGCCCUCGAGCCUCGCCAGCGACCUCACUGUCCAUGGCAACCUCCUGGAGGAUCCGGCUAGCUGCGACAUCUACUCCCCGCGCAUGAAUCGCAUCUGGGCCGAGGCGUGCCAGAUGAACAACGUUGACCACUUCGCUGCCGCCGCCAGGCACAGGACCGAAGUAUACCUCCGUGUCAAACCCACCAUGGAAGAGGUCCGCGCACACUUGCAGAUGCAGCGCGACAGAAUGGGAUACCCGCCCGCCACAGCCGCAGCUGGGAGCAGUGCCGGGUACCAGCACGUCCCUAUCGGGUUUGACGGAUACACUUAUGGGAAUUUAGUGGUGGGGUAUGGGUAUGCGAGCCCACAGGACGUGGAGGCUGCAACUAUGGCGGGGGCUAACCCCACCGGGAUUGAGGAUCCGGCGCUUUGGCACAAGUUGUUCUUGUUGGAGCAGGAGUGGAAGGAGGUGGAGUAAGGGGGGGGUUCGAUUCAAGCAUGCGUGCGUGUAUUUAGUGAACUUGCUCCGGUGCUGCGUUUUCAUUUAUCUCUCCUUCUCUUUUCAUUUUCCUUUCCUCCUUUCUCUUCCCUUCUCUUUUCCGCCCAAGGGCUAUUCAGCUCUAUUUUGGAAAAAGCAAACAAAUAGUCAUCAGUGAUGAAGCUGGCUGGGUGAAGUGGGUGAAUGAGCGCGCGGAUUGAGGUGAAACCGAGAAUAGUGGGAGAGGGGGGCCGCGAUUAUAGACUCUGUGCUUGCAUGAAGCGAACAAGUUUUCUUGAGGGGUGUUCGGUAUGAUAUUCUCUGCAUUAAAUCUGAUGCUGCUCGCGGAAUAAAAGGAAUCAGCUUUCUAUCAAGCCGCAUUAUCACACUCACAGACCACGACAUUUCCAAUCGCCCUAACUCUGAUUUAUUCCACCCCCUCCACCCUCACCAAUUCCCGCCCCCGGCGUCCUCUUGGAAACAAAUGCCACUGCGAUCAACUAAAUAGAAGGUUGACAAUAGCUACCCUUUCAUAUAUAUAUGUAUACCAUCUUAUCUCGCAGUUUCUCGAAGCCUCAUAGUCAAAAUUACAGGACGCUAAUCUCCCCCGAUAGCGCCAGUGCGGUCCGGAGAGCGGGUUUCUCGGGUAUCUAUCGGCUUCCACCCGCGAUCACGCGGAGGGCGAGGAGCCCGAUUCGAAGGUGGCACUGUAGCGGUGAAGAGAUACUAUUUUCAGGGGAAUAUGUAGUAUGCCUCUAUCAUACUCACAUAUACAGGGAAGCAUUCCGCCGGUGUCGUAGUCCACGGACGGAGGAGAUUCUGUGAAGGGGUCGGAAUUAUCUACGGUAUAUAUGAUACGAUAUGAUAUGAUAUGAUAUGAUACUGGGCGUGCGGGUGCGCUGGAGGGGGUCUCGUGGAAAUGCUGGGGACUGACAAAUAAAUAAAUAAAUACGAUACAACAUUGUCGAUAUGCAUCUGUGGAAAACCGGUGGUGGUGGUGGGGUUGGUUUAUCAUCCUAGCUGGCGAACGUAGCAUCGCCCCGCUGAAUCGUAAUGGCAGUUAGGAGAAAAGAUAUGGACAGCACUCGAUGAAGUCGUGAGAGGGUUGUUUUUUUUCCGUUUUUUUUCUUCUUUUUUUUUUCACUCUGGGUUAAGAGUUAUGGAAAUGUAUGAUACUUAGCUCAAAAUAUUUUCCAUCCGGUUUACAGUUUACAGAAUGAUAUUAAAUUUACCAUACCUCCGGAAGAAAAAGAAAAAAAAUUCUCCAGUCUUGCGAUAAAUAAUUCGCUCCUUCGCGAGCGAAUGCUUCCGAGUCCAUGAAAGACUGGAUAGAUACCUGGGAGGACUUUGAAGGAGGAGGAGGAGGAGGAGGAGAGGAAAAAAGAAAGAAAGAAGAAAAAAAAACCUCUUUUUCAGAACGUUGGAAGUUCUUAACUUAUACGUUUAAGAGUACCCCUUCUAAGUUUCUUACAAAUCGCUAUGGUGCAAAAAGAGGUUAUCACAAUUGUAAAAAAUAAAAUAAAAAUCUCCCAACAUCUGGAAGAGACAAAGUUAUCUAUGGGAGAGAGGUCUUGCUGCCACGCGGCUGGAGAGUCCAUUCGUAGGUAUAGUCUAAUAGAAAGGCAUGCUACCAGACCCUACGAUACUUGUACCUGGAUUGCACAACGAAUGGGGUUUAUCCAACAUGAUCUCUAACUUGUCCAUAGAGCUAAGAGAGUUUUAGAGUUUUACUAUUCUUUAAGGGGGUAAGUAGCCGUGGUAUUAAAUCUACAGUACUGUAGAGGAAUAGUUACUGUACAUUCUUGUUUUUGUUUUUGUUUUCGCUUUGAAAUUUUAUACUAAGGUUACUCACCGUCUUUCCUAACUUUUGUGGGUCUACUUUCUCCAUAAGAUAAUUGUGGUUAAAUAAAUCGGUCACCGCACACCCAUCACAGUACUCACAUGCCAUAGGUAAUUUAGGUAACUUAGACUAUUGUACAUGUCCCUGACCGUCAACAUCCGCAGAGCAGGCCACUGUCCAGCCGCAACCAUUCCUUUUUUUUUUGUAAAAAAAAAAUUAAUUUAGCAAUCUACAACCUUUAUAUGGAUCCCGGCCGUCCGUACUAUUAUAUAGCACCCCCGAAAGAACCCAUUUUAUAUGAUAGCUCCAGGCUAGCUAGCCCAUUCCAGCUCAUCAAUUACUUUCUCCCCCUCCCCACUCUCCAUGACUUAAUUCCGGUCCAUGGGUACUAUUAACUUUAUUUAUUUAUUUAUUACGGCGGUGAAAAGACACCUGGGAGUGCUGGCCCCAACGCAGCGAGAGAAUGGAUCGGUACGGGGGUUACAAACAGAGAUGCUAUAAAAUGGGUAGGUAUAUACGAAUACCAUGGAGUAUAUAUGUGUAGGAGGAGGUAUUAUAUCAUAUGAGAGAGAACUUGGAAGGAAGGAAGGACCGGUGAGUGAAGUGGUAUAAAUGCGUAGACCCCCCCCGGAUUGUACUUGUACAAGUAAAUUUAAGACUCGGGUAGUCUGUCAUCCCCACUGCGCUGUUAGGAUACGCGCGCAUCCCAUCAACUAGCAUCACGUGAACCCAGUGACACUCAGUGACUGCAGUCUCGUCUCUCCGAAACGACCACCGUCCGUCGGUAAAGUUCCCAUACCCCCCCUUCCUUGUGUCCCAGGCACUACGCCCAGCAAGAACAUGAUAAUAGCGGGAACCUUUCAGAGAAUUAUUUCCAUCAUAAAGACAUUAUGCUUAAUGCCUCUAGGGAUAUUGUAAACUUUACCACACUCUAAUUUUCCCGAUCAUACUAUCAUGAUAGGAAAGAGAGGCACAGGGAAGCCUCC
This is a messenger RNA of Tuber aestivum (summer truffle), 4470 nucleotides long. The record is from the annotation of a GenBank genome assembly. NCBI's taxonomy places the organism in Eukaryota, Fungi, Ascomycota, Pezizomycetes, Pezizales, Tuberaceae.